AGUUGCGGAAUAUACGGGCGUUGGGUCGGUUGUAUAUACUGUACAUAUUUGUGAGUUGUGAAGGCCAGUCAGUUGUAUGAACUGCAGUUUCAAUAAUUCUAUGCAUGUAAAACGGGAGACAAGUUUGCGCCUUUAAAAUUGAUCUAAUAAGUGCCUGAAUUGACUACCCUACUCGGAUUUGUUUGGAGCUACAGUGGAAUUAUCGUUGAUGGAUCUAUAUUUGAAAAUAUCAUCAAAAAUGAAAAUGACUUAACUGUAUCUCUAUAGUCAGUAGCGGAAUUUUUCGUAUAUAAUUCCAGCUUGCAAGUUUCGAAGGUUUGGUUUUGUCGAUAAUCAUAUACUGGUUAAUGCUAGGCUUAUAUUUAUCGUACUUAAUAUGCAAUCUUGUCAAAAUCCUAAUAUAUGAGAUCCUGAUUGGACUCUUGACACUAUCAAUGAGUCUGUCCUGUUGUAAAGGCUAAAACGAGUUCUAUUAGUUGUUUGUUUAUUACCAUUAGCCCUUUAUAUGAAGCCACAGUGGGUAUAUAUAGUACAAACACUAUAUGAUUCCCGUUUUGUUGGUAACAUUCGUGAACGAAGAUCUGCCAGGUUAGGAUCCCGAAAGACGAUCACUUUGUACUAUUGAUCAGGUUCUUGUAAUUUCAUGUCGGAUACUCAUCGUUAUAUUGAUAAGUAAUACAGUAUAGUUGGCUAAGCCCAUUAGUGGUUUCUUUGUAAGCAUAGCACUUACCUGUAAAAAUAUGCUUUCUGUUGGUCAUAUAUCACUUAUUCUACCAACAAUAUCAAAUAGUCGAAAAACUCCCACUGUACUGGUAACUUUCUUGUUUACAUCCUCACUUACCAGGGCUAUGUUAAUUUAUGUUCUGAGUAUCCUUGUGGACAUAAUCAAACCUAAUAAACAAAAACGUUCCUUUCAGAUGAACUUGGAAGUAGUUAGGUGCAGAAACUUUGGAGCAUGAUGAUUGUUUAACCUCAAAUUCUUCAUAAACCCAGACUAUCCCAGCAGGUAAUGCCAUGUAACCUCUGUACUUGUACAUCUUUCCAAGUGAAACGAAUCUGUGGCAACAGGAAGGAAAAAAACUAUCAUAGGACCUUAACACAAAGUAUUGUCAAAAUGAGGAUUAAGAACCCAUUCUACACACCCUCAAUAAAAUCCGACUUCUAGUUAUGUUUUUUUUUGGCUGUCUACCUUCAGAACUCCAUUUUGAAUAUUACUAGUGUAAACCAACCUUAACGUGCCCUGAUCAUGUAGCUUAUUCAUGCCCAACGUAGAAUCCAACAUUUUUAUCGGUCUAAGUUGUGACUACGAAAUAUAUCCAACUUUUUUAGGGUUGGUGAUCGAUACUUCCUUGGUAGAUCUAUUCUUUUCAAUUUAGCAACCGAUAGAUUUGCCGAAUUUUCUUGAGGACAACGCCUCACAUCUUUCAUUUUGUUCCUGGGUUUCUCGUAAACUUGUCAUCCUGGAUAAGGGACUGUGAAAUCACUACUAUUUUGUCCAGACCACGAUAGUAUAGUGGUCAGUUAACAGAUAAUCAGAAGAUAUUUGAAGCACUGUCCAAUGAGUUGUGAAUGUCGUCUAAGCUACAUGUUCAGAAUUUCCUCAAUGUCUUCCUUUUUCGACGAAGACUGUUAAGUACUUAUUUAAACCAGUUUAUGUCACAAAAGCUUCUGACUAGUCUUAGUUCAGAUUUCGUAGGUGGUAGUUAUAAAUUGAUAAGUGGUUGGACUUCAGAUCAGAUCAACCUAAGUAAGUUUAGUGUAGCCUUUAAGGUACGUAGACCAAUGUAGGUCAGCUUUGAAGAUGCUUCUAGUCCAACUUCUUAAUAUAAGAAAAUCGAUCCAACUGGUAACCAAAGCACAUGUUGUCUAACAGGUUAAUGAACAAGAGUGAAAACGUCCUUCUAGGGGUUCUGUUAUGUCUCAUUUCAUGCUUUCGUUUUUUUGUAAAACGCUACUGUCAUAAAGAUCACUAAACUAUAGCUUCAGGCUUAUUUGACAUCUAGUUCAAUUGUGCUCUUAUGGUUGAAAUAGAACUAGCCUUCAAACUAUUCAAUUAUUUUUAUCCUUGAACUAUUGCUUGCCUUCUGUGGCAACACGAUGUCAACAAUGCUGAGGUUCACAGACCAAUGUUUAGACUUGGCAGAAGAAAAGCAUGAACAUACUAGCUGAACAAAGCCCCAUGGAUUGCCCAAAAAGUUACAUUAUCAAACCUCAGAGACACUGAUGGCUGGACUAAGCCGUGUAGAAUUUCGUAAUCAAAAUCUUAGGUCCGACACUAAGUGACAGGAUUCAAAAUUAGUUGCUUCAGUUACGUUUACCCUUCUUUAGGCUUUGUGUAUUUAUACUAUUCAACACCACUUUCCGACUGCAUCCGUUUCACACUACCGUUGAUACUGUUUGAAAUCAUUUAUCUCUCGUUGUCAGUUCCGUCGCUGUAUUGACGUGACAUUGCCACCUUUUUUCAAUACACCUUUGUCCCAUUUUUUUCUGUUACUGUGCCUAGAUAGCACUGAUAUGACAUCAGUAUGCUAACUAGGUGUAUGUUGAACUAUUUAACGUUACCCUUUUGGCUUUAAUUCUUGGGGACCAAAAGUUUUCCAGUUUUUCUGAAGCGUACAUUUGGCCAUCCCUGGUUCGAAAAGUUUCAUAUAAUUUUUCAGGGUAUCUGUAGUACAUGGGUAGUACACAGACAUUUCCUGUCUGAUACAAUCUCAAUUCUAAUAAUGGGAUUCUAAAAAUCAAAUACUAAGGUCGCCUUGUAGCUCAUGCACUGAAAUGAUCAGAUUUUUAUGGUUUAGAAUCCAUUUCCCAAUCAGGUCUUAAGUUUGUAUCAUCUAAUGUGUCAUCCACUGACUUUUCUGGCAUAUCUAUACGAGUUUGUUUAUGUUUACGCACACAGAGUUACAAGUAUUUGGUCAUUGUUUACAAAUUAAAGUUGAAGGGGACUAGGUAUCUUAAGCUAUCUUACCCUUCACACCUCUUCAAGUUACGCUUAUAAGUUAACCUUAAAUAUUCUGAGUAUAGAAUGAACGUAAAACGUUAUGAUUACGUAUUAGUCCUAGUCGUCACAUUACACCAAAGAAAACCAACGAAAAAAGCUGAGGAAAUGAAAAUAGUGAUGCAGAAAUUGUGUCCUCAUAAAAAAGAUGUUCUCGAAGUAUAUCCGUGAUAUGUUCUCUCCAGGACUAGUCAAAUUAGCAUUUGCGAAAAAAAGUGGUAACUUACACUCCAUUUGAUACUGGCACCAUGUUUUGAUCGAGUAGUCUACGCCUUUGUUCCAAUCUGAUGGUAUUCCGACUAGCUUUGGACGUGUAAGCAGGAAUGUGCCGUAUGUCACAAUCAUUGUUGUGUGAUAUUCAUGACCACACUUUCUCACACUCCCUUUACUUUCUGUUCGUUUAUUUUAUUAAUUGAUAUUAAUGAGCUAUUUAUCAUACACUUAGAAAACUAGUACUGUCUCAAGACAAUGUUUAGACUCUUCGAUCUUCAUCUUUUAAAGCUUCUUACAAAACGUGAUAAAUGUCAACGUUAAGCCAAUGACCAGAGUGCUUAGUUAUUAACCAUUAUGCCACGGAAUCUAGCGUGCCUGUUUAGAUUUGGGCAGCCCGACAGUAUGCCUGGAUCUCACACAGGGAAAGUUCGGUUCAAUUGUUGUUCAUGCACCUGUAUUUCGUAAUGUUUUACUCAUUAAGUUUCAAAUAGGAAUAAACGAAUACCAUCCAGCCACAAGUCUCGUAGAACUUACUACUCUGUGUUAUGGUCUUAUGACUUAUUUCUUGGGACUAUUGUGUGUAUUUAUCGGACUCUUUUUCCUAUGACAUUAGUUCAAUAAUGUUUACUAUGUAGCCGAAAUGCAUCUAGAUCUUGAUUCCUCAGUUAUUUCCUUUUUUGGUUCGAAUCAAUUUCCUCUCACUAGUUUUGUCAUUUAUUCAUCUUUAACUUCAAUAGGUCUUCUUAUUUUUCUAGCCCCAUUUGAGCUUUGGCUCUACAACCUGUGUACAUACUUGGGAUUGGUGAGGGUAUCAAGUUAACACAUGUCAGCUGAAGAGGCGGCUCGUGUUACUCCAGACCUGACAGGCUUGUUAUCUACUUCAAUACCACCCCCGGGAUUUUCAGUUGGCGGUUCCACAACUUCUUUGGGUGAUUUGACAAUAACCACUCCAGGUUCCAGUUCCAUUAAUUGCAAAUCGCUAAGUAUUGGUUAUCAUCCUCAUUGGCCUGCUGCACUCCCUGAUCUCAAUCUGUCUGUUUUUCAAGAUGGCGCUCCUCAGCUCCCUGAUACACUCUGUCUAACUGAUGAUGAUGCACUUGAUAUAGCUGCCAACUGUGCUAACUCUACAGGUGUAUGCUUAGAUAUGCAAACAAAGGAGAACAUUGAUGAUUGUAGCUCUGAUCUACCCCAUCACUUUCAUAAUCUAUCCAUAAUCGGUUCUUCUCGGGCUAAUCAGAUCUGGGCUGUUGGUGCAGAGCGUCGAAUAAGUACAACACCUGGAAGUGAUACUGCUGGGGGAAGCAAUUGCAGUUCUGGGCUGCUUUCUUGUUUCGGAGACUCACAUUGUAGUGUUGGUUCAGGCAAUUUCAGUGCCAACGGAGUAAAUUACAAUAGCGCAGCUAGUGGAGAGGCUCAUUCGUUUGCGGGUAGUGGUGUCACUGGGGACAUAACUCCUCUACCCGGACAGCUUGGACACCUCACUGCUUCCAAUGGGACAGCCGUCCCUGGUAGGUUAGAGAACCAACACCCUCAAGAAAACGCUAACAUGGCACCAUUUGAUUUGUUAUCCAUCUGGGAACCUCGCCAAAACAAUUCGCAUCACGUUUGGUUACCUGAUCCUUCACAGGACCCAGUUACAGCAGAUACAGCCGUAGGAAAUUGCGCCGCCAGCAGAAAUAAUUGUCAGGAAGAACAAGAUAAUCAUAACCAUUUAGGUUUAGGAAUUGAUAAUGGAGCCGAAAAUGAAGUGCUUCCAUGGAAUUGGGAUACAGCUUGUGGUCUAGCGAAUACAACUUCAUGGCGUGAUUUGUUUCCCGAAUGUAAGGACACUGAACCGACUAACUUACCGUAUAACAACUCAGAAACUGAUGGUAUAAACCAUUCAAAUGCACCAGAGUUUGGAGCUCAUGCACCUUCAGGUCUGUGGUCAUCAUCUAUACACAACGUCACAUCAUCUAUGUCAAUUUCAGCAUCUUCGCCUCUGAGCACGCAACCUGGCAUUCUUUUUGGGUCUGCAAUGGGCCUUGUUUCGGAAUCGAAUGACAUCGACACCUUACAACAUUCACAUCGAGUUCUUCAAGAUCAGUCUGAUGCAUUUAAUGACGUUACAAUGCCUAGAUCAAAUGCAUCAUUGUUUGCACAAUCUAAUUCUACUUUGAUCAAUUCUCGUUCAACUGCUUUUCGUGGCUCAUCAGUGUCCAAUUCUGAUUUGAAUUCCAUGUCCGAUACCAUUACGUCAAAUCUAUUCCCAUUACCUUCAAGUACAGCCAUGCCAAAUUCAUUGCUUGCUAUCCCUCCACUGUUUCUUUUCGGUCAGUCAGCUGAGUCUGAGUGUUCAGGACUUAUCACACCUUCAGCAAACAUCAGUACUUUGCCAGCAUCAUCAACACCUCUUCAAAUUCCUGUUUCCUUUGUCGGUGGUCAAGGUUCUGCUUUCGGACCACCCUUUCAGCUAAAUGAGGCUCACAUUAUGAAUGAUAUUUAUACAAAAUAUCCAGGUAUUUUGCCGCCACCUGGCUUAUGUGCUGUUAGUUCACCUUCAUCGAGUAAUUGUACUACACCAACUUUAUCCUCAGUUGCGGCCGUAUCAGCCACAUCUUCAGUUUCUCAGUUACCACCAGGAAAUUUCGAAGGAAAUCCACUUUGUGAAUCCAGUGUUGUAAACAAUAAUUUUCCAUUUGGUUAUAAUAUGCCGCCCACAUCUCAACUAAAUAUGAUGGACCCGCAAUCAAUGGCUAUGGCUAUGACACUUUUUAUGUCACAAGGAGGUGCAGCUAAUAAUAAUAAUAACAAUAAUAAUAGUCAAAUUCCUCCACCACUUUCACAAGCACCACAGUGGAAUCAUGUUGCAUUCAUGAUCAUGCAACAAUUAGCUAAUGGUAUGGCAAACAAUCCAGGCUGCGUUGUAUCAUCAGCUUCGAAUGCAGUUAUUGAUAAUAUUACACCAUCCGCAAAUGGUAAUAAUAUCGUAGAUCAAUCACGUCUUGCCGCUGGAGCUUUUGCUUUUUUCCAAGCUCAACAACAGUUAAUGAAUGCUGCACAACAACAACAACGACAUAGCACCGCUCUGAGUGGUGGUAGCGUUGUAUCAAAUAAUUCUUCAAAUUGUAUUGCUCCAACUGUCACUUCGUCGACACCCCUAGUUGCUCCGUUCACAUCUAGUGUUGUCACAAAUUCAUCUAAUUAUUUUGGAGGCCUGUAUUCUUCCGGUUCGGUUGUUGCUGGAUUAAACCCAGGCAACUUUUCGAUACCUAAUGGAAUAAACCUAUUACCACCAGUUGGUCUUCUACACCCGGAAGCAAGCGGUAGUCCCAACUCGGUGGCUGGAGAUGUAUCUAGUUACAGUCGUAUGCCUAUUUCGCAACCUCCUGGAGCUUUAGCUGUUAGCAUGCAUAUUUCUCCAACAUCACCAUCAGGACUUCAAAGACCUCCUUUAUCUGCUUCAACCGGAUUUUCAUCAGCCACACCAUAUCCAUUCAAUUUCGAUGCAUCGAUGCAUAAAAAUCGUGCUUUUGCUGCCGCCUUUGCUGCUGCAUCGGGUGUGGCUGUUACUGCUACCCCACCGCCUGGCAUGGGUCCCAACCCUAAUCUUCGACCUACUGGAGUGAACCAUCCGGCCCUCUUAGGAACUAGAGCUCCAGUUCCACCACCCCUUAUGCCUGUAGUUACUGGUCGUAGUCCUGGUCUAUUAUCUGCCGUACAUUCUCAAACUGUUCAACAAAGUCAAAAUUAUGCUGCUGCUCUUCAAUCACACCAAAAUAUCAACCAGCGACUUCCAGCCCCUUUACUUUCACCACUUCCUUUGACUUUAUCUGGUACUGCUUCUUCAAGGCCUAGUUCGGUUGUUGGUGUGAACAUUACUACAUCUACUCCACUCGUUGUUACCACUGUGUCUAGCCGAAGUCAACUUUUGGAGGAUUUUCGAAAUUCAAGUGCACGAUUCCAACACAUGCAUCUGUCAGAGUUACGUGAUCAUAUGGUCGAAUUCGCCCGUGAUCAACAUGGAUCUCGAUUUAUACAACAGAAAUUAGAGACCGCUACUACCACUGAAAAAAAUUCAGUCUUUAAUGAAAUACUACCACAUUCUGGCAAACUAAUGACUGAUGUAUUUGGCAACUAUGUGAUACAAAAGUUUUUCGAAUUCGGAACAAAAGAGCAAAAAGAACUUCUCUCGCAACGUUUACAAGGUCACGUUGUUGAGUUUGCUACUCAAAUGUAUGGUUGUCGUGUUAUACAAAAAGCAUUAGAAUCUGUACCAGCCGAGGCAAAAAUACACAUAGUUGGUGAACUGAGACCAUUUGUAACACGGUGUGUAAAAGAUCAAAACGGGAAUCACGUUAUUCAAAAAUGCAUUGAAUGUGUUCCACCUUCAGAACUUGAUUUUAUUAUUUCAGCUUUUCGUGGCCAAGUGGUUUUACUUUCAUCACAUCCCUAUGGUUGUCGAGUUAUUCAGCGCAUUUUGGAACAUUGCCUACCGGAACAAACACGUCCUAUUCUUGAUGAACUACACAAAGGUGUGGAACAUUUGGUCAAAGAUCAGUAUGGCAAUUACGUCAUUCAAGUAAGACUUUAAUAAUGUAAUUAUGUUAAACCAUAUAUAAUUUAUUAAUUUUGUGUCGAUUAAAUCAAUCUUUUACAAUUCCCUACCUACAACAAACAUCAAAAUGUACAUACAAUAUUGUCGAUUUAUUUAUUUCAUACUAGCAAUAUUACCUCAGUCAACAUUUAAAGCAAACCGAUUGAUUAGAUUAUGAAUCUCCAUCGAAUGAGGUCGUAUUUGCGUUUUUAAUAUUUAUUUAUUUAUUUUAACGCAUAAAUAUUGGUACAAGAGGGCACCAAAUAUAUAUGCGCCACACAGAACAAUGAGAAUGGGAAGAGAAAAAAAGAAGGUAAGGAGCGUAAAAGAAAAAAAGAAGAACGAUGACGACCAGAUUAGUGUAAGGUAGGUAGUGUAACAAUAAUAAUAAUAAUAAUGGGGGAAACGGGAAGGUUCAACCAGAAGAAUUCUUUCAGUUAAGGAAGAUAUAACCACUUUUUAUGAAGGACGCAAAAAAAAGUUACAACAGGAUAGCCACUAGCUUAUAUUCUGAGCCAUAUAUGAUAACGUCUCUAGCCACUGUGUUGCAUUAUCUCUCGGACCCCAGCCAGAGUCUUGAAGAACCAGUAGAAGCCAGCCCUUUGCAGCUUUCGUUCAUACCCCGACACCAUGUCGUACAGAUUCCCAACAACUAUCUGCAUCGACCUGUUGUGUUGGAUAGAUUAGGAGUAACUUCAAAGAAAGCUAGUGACGACUGAAAACAAUGUGGAUCAUUUCAUGAAGUUAUGCACUGUUGGUCUGAGCCAUGUCGAUCCACUCGAUAACCGAGAUCAAUUACAGUGACGUGGAAAUGCAUCUAAUCUUUAUCCUCCUGUAAAUACUAAGUUUCAACAUUCCUUAUAUACUAUCAUUUCAUUCCGUCUUUUCGAACCAUGUUCUUAAUGCUUAAUCGUUUUUACGGGCAUCUUGUCAUUGCAAAACAUUUUGUGGUUUUGGUGUGGUAUAUUAAAUUGAUCAAUACCCGUUUGAUUAUGACUAAUAAAUUAAUUAUGGUGUAGCAUUGACUUUAAAACGGUAGAAUUUUUAUUAUUGCAAAUAAUCAUAGAAUUAUUAACAAGAUCAUUCAUUGUAAUCGGCUCUCAUGUGUAUGUUAGCAGCAGCUAAAACUGUAUGUAAGUAUGCCAUUGAAUAAUGUCUUAAGUCAUGAAGUUUUGAACUUAAUUAAGAUAUAAUCUUGUCUAUACACUUCAGCUAUAUUAUAUCUUCCAUUUAUCGUGUAUUUAAUCUAUUCCUUUUUUCGUUUGACAAAUCUUCUGUAACAAUAAGACUAUUAAAGUGUUUCACACCUAGAAAACAAAAAGCCCAUUAGACCUUUUAGUAGAUGCAUAAUUACCUCGUUAACGACAUAGUCCAAUUAUACUAUUAAGCAUCUCGGAUUUCAACUAAUAUUGAAUAGGAAGCUGUGAAUGUUACAAAUUUC
This is a messenger RNA of Schistosoma curassoni, 9228 nucleotides long. NCBI's taxonomy places the organism in Eukaryota, Metazoa, Platyhelminthes, Trematoda, Strigeidida, Schistosomatidae. The record is from the annotation of a GenBank genome assembly.